Molecule: messenger RNA, 3387 nt
Organism: Periconia digitata
Lineage: Eukaryota; Fungi; Ascomycota; Dothideomycetes; Pleosporales; Periconiaceae
Source: the annotation of a GenBank genome assembly
CCUACGCGUAUCUACAUACCUAGGCAUCCCGCCCUCAUCCACCAUCACCACUACCGACCGCCGUCGUGCGCCACCUGAACCUCUGCCACGCCCGAUUCUUUGUUCGUCAUUCGUGGCCACUGGAACAUUGAUCCUUCUCUCUUCCCUUUUGAUUCUCAACUUUGGCUGACUGGCUGUUAUCGGACCAUGGCGGACCAGCAACCCGAAAACGACAAGCAGCCUGACGCUCUUUCUGAUGCGGACAAGAUUCGUGCGAAGAGAUUAGCAAAGCUCGGUGGGCCAUCGCCUAGCCCUGCUUCCACCUCACAACUCACCUCACCUCCUUCUACAACGCCAUCCAGCAGCACCCCGCGGCCUGCGCAGAACCCCGAAGCCGCCCCACCACAACACCCUGCCUCCUCACAAAACCCUUUCUCGCAGCUUGGUAUAAAACCAGAGAACCGGGCUGCCCCCGCAAUCAACAUCACCCCGAAGCCGACGGCGAAAUCCAAUGGCGGCAUAUCCAACCAAGGUGCUUCGAAAGCACUAGACACGAGCCUUGAAGCCUGGAUAAAUAAGACUAUUGGCGCUAUUUUCCGCAUUACGCUCGAUACGAGCUCGACACGCGACACUCAUGGACACCGUCUAUUCUUCGUUGCUGGCGUGCGGCGUGACCUGGAAGAAGCAGGCUCCCCCAUUCAGCUCACAAUCGACGUUCUCGAUAGUGCAAUAGUAGAAUCAGCACAAAGCAGAUCAGAAGGCAAAGCACUGGAUUAUCUGCUGGGCUGCUGGAAGCGGGUGUCCAAGCUGUUUCGGAGCUUGCAGAACAAGAACGAUCCAAAAUUCGAGGUUGCUAAAGAAGCACGCCGAGUAUGUUUCAGCUACUCGGUAUUCGCUGCCACUAUUCCUGAUAUGUUCGGCGAAGACGAGUCGCCAGUGAAUCCCUUGGCCGAUCACCUUCUCGUGGACCCAGAAAACGACCAAGGUAUCUGUCAUGACUUCAUAACGGAGGCUGUUACUCGUUUUGAAGAGGAUGAAAGCGUCAAAGAGCUCCUUGUUGGUGCUAUAGAAGAGCUGAGCCGGAGGUUGUCGAGGAUGAACAUGAAUGACGACUAUCGACCAUAUAUGCUGGCCAUGCGGAAUUUUGUUCGCUAUCGACCUCUCCUUGAAGCCAUGGCACAAUCUCCCACUUUUCUCCCGGCGAACAUCGAGGCGAGCAGCAUCGAAAGCAUGACUCUUCUGGGCCCCUUCUUCACAAUCUCCCCGCUUCAAGGACAAGUGGCUCUCAACUAUUUCUCAAGCCCCACUACGCGCGACAAGUCCUAUAUAUCCAAUUCUCAAAAUGCAUUACGCUUGGCCUUACAGGCCCAUCAAGACGAGCUUUUCGAUAUUGCCAACUGUUUCAUCAAGGUCAAAGACGCUAGAGAGCAGAUCCUUAAUUGGUUUGCUCUGACAGUGAAUGCCAAUCACAAGCGAAGAGCCAUGCGUGUGGACCCCAAGACUGUCUCAUCAGAUGCCUUCAUGGUGAAUGUCACCGUCAUACUGGACCGAUUAUGUGAACCCUUCAUGGAUGCAACUUUCACCAAAGUCGAUCGCAUAGAUAUUGACUAUCUGCGCCGGUCACCUCGUGUCUCGAUCAAGGAUGAAACCAAAAUCAAUGCCGAUCAGCAAGUCUCGGACGAGUAUUACAGCGAUCCUCUUGGGGGUACCGACAACUUCAUCACGGAGAUAUUCUUCCUUACAGUCGCUGCUCACCACUACGGUAUAGAAGCCGCUAAUACCAAAUUGUCUUCGUUGGAGAAGGACAUGAAGCAUUUGGAGAAGGAGCUGGCUAAGAUUGAGUUAGAGCGACAUAAAUACGCCUCCAAUCCUGCUCAACUUAACAUAUUCGAUCGACAUGUGCAAAAGAUGAAGGACCAGCUUGAAAAGGGCCAGUGUACCGCACUUGCUACAAAGGGCGUUCUUUUGGACCAAACCAUACAGACGCGAUCCAUGCAAUUUAUGCGAUAUGUCAUCGUCUGGAUACUGCGCCUCGUUUCGCCCGGUUCAACGUUUCCCAAGAGCGCCAUCCAGCUCCCGUUACCAAAGGAACAGCCCAAGGCCUUUCAAUGUCUACCGGAAUACUUCCUCGAAGAUAUCUGCGAUAACUUCAAGUUCAUCACCCAGUACAUGCCUCAUGUCAUCACGUCAACACAGUGUGAAGAAUUGAUGGUCGUGUGCAUAACAUUCCUCCGCAGCUCCGAAUACAUCAAGAACCCCCACCUGAAAGCUCACUUAGUGCAAAUCCUGUUCAACGGUAUAUGGCCUUUCCCAGGUAAGGCUAAAGGCGUUCUUGGAGACGUUUUGUUCGCCCACAAUUUUGCAACAAAAUACCUGCUACAUGCAUUGAUGAAGUUCUACAUCGAAUGCGAACGCUUACACGACAAGUACAACAUACGGUACGAGAUUUUCCAGGUGAUCAAGUGUAUAUGGCCCAAUAUCAUCUACCGAGAAAACCUCGAGGCCGAAGCGCAGACUAAUCUGGACUUCUUCGUACAAUAUGUGAAUUUGCUACUCAACGAUGUCACCUUCGUGCUGGAUGAAUCGUUUACAGCUUUUACCCAGAUCCAUGAUCUUUCGAAAUCGCUCAGAGCACCAGAUGCAGGUCUUGACGCGAAUGCUCGACAAGAGCAGGAGGAAAAAUUAGCCACAGCCCAAGAUAAGGCCAAGAAUUAUAUGGCACUAACCAACGAGACGGUUGGCAUGUUGAAGCUCUUCACUGAAACUUUAGGUGAUUCUUUCACGAAGAAAGAAGUCGUAGUCCGCCUGGCUCAUAUGCUCGACUACAACCUUGAGGCCCUAGUCGGACCCAAGAAGGCCAAUCUCAAGGUUGAAAACCCGCAAGACUACAAUUGGAACCCGCGGCAACUACUGUCUGAAAUUGUGGAUGUGUACUUGAACUUGAAAGAGAAGCACUCGUUCCUUGAAGCUGUUGCUACUGAUGACCGAUCGUAUCGAUCAUCCUACUUUACCGAGGCGGCGAAGAUUUUACAACGCCUUGCACUAAAGGCUCCUGAACAGCUCCAAGAGUGGGACCAACUUGCUGAGCGAAUUCGAGCUGUCAAAGAGGAACACGAUAUGGAGGAUGCGGACCUGGGCGAUAUCCCCGACGAGUAUCUUGAUCCCCUUCUUGCCACUCUGAUGGAGGACCCGGUGAUCCUACCCGUGAGCCGGCAGACGUUGGACCGGAGCACAGUGCGUAGUCAUUUGCUCAGUGACCCGCAUGACCCGUUCAACCGCGCACCACUCACCAUUGACGAGGUCAUUCCCAAUGAUUCUUUGAGAGCAGAGAUUCAACAAUGGAAGGCUACUCGGUUGGCCGAAAAGAGAGAGGAGCGAAGCUCAGGGGAGGCAAUGGAUACCUCUUAG